Strongylocentrotus purpuratus (purple sea urchin) is the source of this 2643-nucleotide messenger RNA. RefSeq names its product glycerol-3-phosphate dehydrogenase [NAD(+)], cytoplasmic. Gene Ontology annotation, biological process: carbohydrate metabolic process; glycerol-3-phosphate catabolic process. The coding region runs from base 80 to 1348 and encodes 422 amino acids. The record is from RefSeq and is a predicted model, not a curated record. Gene Ontology annotation, cellular component: glycerol-3-phosphate dehydrogenase (FAD) complex; cytosol. The transcript has 9 exons. Gene Ontology annotation, molecular function: glycerol-3-phosphate dehydrogenase [NAD(P)+] activity; protein homodimerization activity; NAD binding. NCBI's taxonomy places the organism in Eukaryota, Metazoa, Echinodermata, Echinoidea, Camarodonta, Strongylocentrotidae.
GCGUGCGUACAAUUACAAACACAUGUUCGUGUGUAAAGUCAAGCAUUAAUUCUAAUCAAAUACUAUAUUGUAUACGCCCAUGCAUUUUGGUCUGCUACGAAAGUACUUUAGAGUUAUUUCUCUUGUGGAGAAUACUCUUUCUUGCUUGGGCCCUCGUAAUUCUAUAAAUCCUGCACGGAUUACUCAACGAAAAUUAAUACUAGAAUCAUCAGUAAAUUUGCUUUGUUUUCCCCAAAACCAGGCUGUGAACAGAAGGAAAAUGAGCAACCAAUCUGCACGAAAAGUUUGCAUCAUCGGGUCCGGCAACUGGGGCUCAGCCAUUGCCAGGAUUGUAGGUGUGAAUGCUAAGAAGUAUCCAGAGUUUGAAGAUGAGGUUUCUAUGUGGGUUUUUGAAGAGAUGGUGAAUGGGAAAAAGUUGACUGAGACCAUCAAUACUACCCAUAUUAAUGAGAAAUACCUUCCAGGGCACAUUCUACCAGAUAAUGUGGUUGCUAUUCCUGAUGUAGCUGAGGCUGCCAAGGGAGCCAGGCUUCUUAUCUUUGUACUACCUCAUCAGUUUGUCCCUAAGGUGUGUGAGUCAUUAAAGGGGAAAAUAGAUCCAGAUACCAUCGCCAUCUCACUUAUUAAGGGUGUACACAUCAAGGAUAAAGGAUUAGAGUUAAUCUCCGAGAUGAUCUCAUCCUACCUGGGAGGGGUACCCUGUCAUGUACUUAUGGGAGCUAAUCUGGCACCAGAGGUAGCUGCUGAGAAGUUCUGUGAGACAACAAUCGGUUGCAAAGACAAGGAAAAGGGUAUCCUGCUCAAGAAACUCUUUGAGGUAGAUUACUUCAGAGUGGUGGUAGUGGAAGAUGAAAACACAGUGGAACUAUGUGGAGCAUUAAAGAACAUUGUAGCAGUAGGUGCAGGUAUCAUUGAUGGUCUAAAGCUAGGUGAUAACACCAAGGCUGCUAUCAUCCGACUGGGUCUCAUGGAGAUGGUAUCCUUUGCUGAGACGUUCUACAAGAACGUUGACAAGGCAACCUUCCUGGAGAGCUGCGGUGUUGCUGAUCUCAUCACCACAUGCUACGGAGGCAGGAAUAGGAGGGUUGCUGAAGCAUUCGUCGUGACAGGAAAGACAAUCGAAGAGCUCGAGAAGGAGAUGUUGAACGGUCAGAAGCUUCAAGGACCUCAGACAGCAUUUGAAGUUCAUCAGAUGCUCAAAGCAAAGAAUCUACUUGACCAAUACCCCCUGUUUACUGCCAUCUACAACAUUUGUUACGAGGGUCUUCCAGCGACUAAGCUGAUAGAAUCUCUUCAUGAUCAUCCAGAGCAUAUGUUUGAAUCCAAGAAAUCUGGUGCUCGCCUGUGAACCCGAUGAUAGACCAGAGCAACUUUGGCGUUUACUUAAUGCUGGAAACGUUUUCUUUCUCUUAAUCUCCUUUCUCGUAGAAAAUUGUAAGCUCUUGUGUUGAAUACAAAUAACUGGUUCCUAGUAUUAAUAUUGUAAGGUGGUAGAGGUGGAGCUUUCUUUUUAAAGAAAAUACUGAACGAAUUGUUAUAAUUGAAAUUUAUAACGAAAUAGUAAUGUAUUUCUUUAUCUGAAAUAUUUUGAAUUUACCAUAGGCUUUGAUUUGAUAUAAUCUUAUAUUGACUCAUUGUUUUGUAGAUGAAGUGACUUUUUAAGAUUGCUUUAUUUUAUGACUCUGUUUUAAUUUUCUGAUUGUUCCUGAAGUACUACCAUAUAUUCCUCCACAUUAUUCAGUUAUGGGCUUACCUCAACUAUAUCAAGUCUUCCUGUAUCAGAUAUAUAUCAUACAUGUAUUUAAAAUGAUAGAUUUACCGUACUAUUAAGUAUUGAAUACUCAACAGUGUGUGUACAAUAUGAUAUUCAUGUUGUACACAACUCAUCUUCAAAGAUGGAUAGAUAUACUGUAUGUUCUGAUAGUUCUUGUACUGGAAUGUCAUCACUCAGUGGAGGUAAAAGUUAGUAAAGUAUUUUUGUUUUUUGAUAAUGUAAUGUUUAUAAAUAUCUGUGAGGGUAUAAAAUAUCUAUUUGAUUUAAUAUUCGCUUCAGACUGCCCAUAUUUUUUUAAAAUUACAGUUGAAAUUGUUUUGUUGAACUAUAUUCUGUUUAACAACUAGUAUCUUCGGAUAUCAUAAAUAUAAACUUGUUACUAAGCAAGGUAUGAUUCCAUUCUAAACCUUAUGAUCAGGAAACCCCAAAUGAAAAAUAUAUAUAUAUUUACAAAUUUUACACCAAAUCCAUAAACUCUACAUCUGAGUACUUUAAUAAGGAAAUCCUUCAACUGUAGAUUAAUGUUCAAGAUGUAUUCAGUCAUGCCCUCUGGUAGAGAUUGUUGACUUCAAAUAUAUUUCUUUUUAUAGCAUUCUGAAUUUUUUCAGUGAUAUGCCUCUGUUUCACAUAUACAGAAGGAAAAAAAUUAUUUCAACAGUUUCAACAACACCUUUGAAUAAAGUGGUUCCAUGAAGUAUGUUUUCAGGAUUUUCCUGAAACUGAAUAUGAUUUCCUUAUAUACCCAUUAUUUGAUAUAACAUUAAAUAGACAUAUUGCGUACACAAUGUAUACUGCCAUAAAAGAACAGAAACAACAUUCAUUAUUAUACAGGUAGGCCUAUAUCUUGUUCUAUAUGUGCUCCAAGUUGU